UUUUUGCCUAAACAUAUACUUCUUUCCAACCACAUUAAUGCCGUUUUUUGUGCAUUUGCCGUCGCAACUAUAUACCAACUACCCUUUGUCUUCACCCCCGUGGCUUGCCUUGGCUUCAGAUCCACCUCCACCACUUUCCAUGUUUUCCUUUUCGUCAUUCAAACUCUAUCGUCCUUCCCCCACCAUUCAACCCGCUCGAACGGCUGA
Molecule: messenger RNA, 207 nt
Organism: Bipolaris victoriae FI3
Lineage: Eukaryota; Fungi; Ascomycota; Dothideomycetes; Pleosporales; Pleosporaceae
Exons: 1
Source: RefSeq, a predicted model, not a curated record